This is a messenger RNA of Tricharina praecox, 3752 nucleotides long. Its product is annotated as putative 3-hydroxy-3-methylglutaryl CoA reductase. Gene Ontology annotation, cellular component: peroxisomal membrane; endoplasmic reticulum membrane. Gene Ontology annotation, molecular function: protein binding; hydroxymethylglutaryl-CoA reductase (NADPH) activity. Gene Ontology annotation, biological process: coenzyme A metabolic process; ergosterol biosynthetic process; isoprenoid biosynthetic process. The transcript has 4 exons. The record is from RefSeq and is a predicted model, not a curated record. Lineage: Eukaryota; Fungi; Ascomycota; Pezizomycetes; Pezizales; Pyronemataceae. The coding region runs from base 281 to 3646 and encodes 1121 amino acids.
CCCCUCCUCCUCCUCCUCCUUCUCCUCCUCCGCCUACGCCUCUCCAUAUCAUCUAGCAAUUUGCAUCCGGGCAAGCUCGGUCAAGAAACAUAUCUAGUUGUUGAUUUGACCCGCUGAGCUUCUCUGUGUCUUUCUGAAACAGAAAAAAAAGCUUCCUCGCACUCCUGCCCUCAUUCAGUUGCGAAACUCUUUUGCACCAUCCAUUCCGGAGGCAACAAGAACUACGCGCAGUCCAGCCCCCUGACGACCUCGGGGUCUCAGAGACGACACAGUCGACACAAUGCAUCUACCUUUCUUACCACCGGCCUUCACGACGAAGAAACCGCCGCCAAAAUGGGACCCGUUCACUCCGGCGUUCUCACGGCUAUCGCGGAGUGCCACCACCCACCCGGUGCAGACGAUAGUAAUUGUCGCUCUACUGGCCUCCACAACCUACAUCCAGAUGCUUGAGCACAGCUUGUUUGACCGCAGCUCGACGCUGUGGGGACACGGUGGCUCGAAAAGGGCCGACCUGCUUGACGGAAGUGUUCAGGUCGCCACCGGGGAACAGACCGCGUGGGAGUGGAGGGAGAAUGCGGCAGCAGUGGUGCCGGGCGCGAAACAUGUUGCGCUCGUGUCACUGUCGUUCCCGAAUUCUUUGGCUACUUCUUACCCGGUACUUCCUACUACGUCCGCCACCGAACUCCAGUCGACCGAUGCCUCUACCAAGAUCUACUCCGUGCCGUUCGAGGAAUUGAAUGGCUUCAUCAACAUGGUUAAGACUGUCCCUACGGUUGACUCGGGCUCGGCCGACGAGGGCGAGCAGAAGGAGUGGGUCAUGCAGACUGGGCGUUCCAAGGGAAGCAACAUCGGCAUCAUCGCACGAGCGGAAGAAGCCGUUAGGCACGUCUGGGAUAUGAUUCAGAAUGCCGAUGCUCUCGAUGUUGCCAUCAUGGCCCUUGGGUACAUCUCUAUGCACCUCUCGUUCAUCUCUCUUUUCCUGCAAAUGCGUCGCCUCGGAUCCAACUUCUGGCUCGGCGCGACUGUGCUCACCUCCUCGACCUUCGCGUUCUUGUUCGCCUCCAUUGUCACUCACAAACUGGGUGUUCCGAUCAACAUGGUACUUCUGUCCGAGGGACUGCCUUUCCUUGUCGUCAUCAUUGGCUUCGAGAAGCCAAUCGUCUUGACCCGUGCUGUCCUCGCUGCGAAUGUCGACCAGCGCAAGAAAUCCUCCGCCGGCACAAUCCAGACCGCAGUCGCGACCGCAGUCCAAGAGACCGGGUUCCUGAUUGUCAGGGAUUACGUCAUCGAAAUUGCGAUCCUCGCUGUCGGCGCGGCAUCUGGUGUACAGGGUGGACUGCGGCAAUUCUGCUUCCUUGCAGGCUGGAUCUUGGCAUUCGACUGCAUCCUUCUGUUCUCCUUCUACACUGCCAUUCUCAGCGUCAAGCUCGAGAUCAACCGUAUCAAGCGCCACGUCACCCUCCGUAAGGCAUUGGAGGAGGAUGGCGUAAGCCAUAGGGUGGCUGAGAGCGUUGCAAAGUCCAACGAGUGGCCUCGCGCCGAUGGCGGGGAUGCUACCGAAGAGUCGACAUCCGUUUUUGGCGCCAAGGUCAAGGACUCGAGCAUCCGCAGCUUCAAGAUCUGGAUGGUCGCUGGGUUCUUCGCUGUCAACAUCAUUAACUUGUUUACUCUCCCGUACAGAGACACCACUAGCUCUACCGUCUUGACCACCGGCAGCGACUCGAUGGUUCCCGAGAUGAACGUGUGGCAGGUUGCCGGGAAGCCGCUUGAGCAGCUGCUGGCCAACUCGCACGAGGCCCUCGUAGUUACCGUCUUGCAGCCAAUCCUGUACCAGCUCCAGUAUGCAAGCGCAUACCCCUCGUCUAUCCCGAAAGUUUACGGAUCAACCCAGGGCUACCCAAGCCCGUCCGCAUACGACACCUCGGAUCUCUUCGGCGAAGGGCCUGGCAGCAAAAUGAUUGAAAGUAUCCUCAGAAGCCUCAACGACCCUGUUUUGGGUAAAUGGAUCAUCGUCACUCUGAUCAUCAGUUUGGCGUUCAACGGAUACCUGUUUAAUGCUGCCCGCUACACCGUUAAGGAGCCCGAGAUGGAAGACGAGUCGAAGGAGAGCACCAAGCCUCAGGUUAUCGAGCGCAUCGUCACUGUCAACUGCACCUGUGGUGGAAAGGCUCAGAAGUCGGCCGAUGAUCAGACCGAUGAUGAUGCCCAGUCAUCCCGAACUGUUGCUGAGUGCGAGGCAAUGGUCAAGGAGAAGCGCGCUAAGGAGCUCAACAAUGCCGAGUUGGUCGAGCUUGCUGUUCGUGGAAAGAUCCCUGGAUAUGCCCUGGAGAAGACUCUUGGCGACCCCACCCGUGCUGUUGCCAUUCGUCGGGCUAUGGUCUCGCGCAACAAGAUUACCAUGGACAAGACUGGACUGCUGGAGCAUUCGCUUCUCCCCUACAAGGACUACGACUACGCCCGCGUGCUUGGCGCUUGCUGUGAGAAUGUUAUCGGUUUCAUGCCUCUUCCCGUCGGUCUCGCUGGUCCCAUGAACAUCGAUGGCGAAGACUUCUACCUCCCAAUGGCUACAACUGAAGGUGUGCUCGUCGCUAGUACUUCUCGUGGUGCGAAGGCUAUCAAUCUUGGCGGUGGUGCCGUCACCAUUCUUACCGGUGACGGUAUGACCCGUGGACCCGUCGUUCAGUUCCCCAGCGUUCGCAGGGCCGGUGGUGCCAAGAACUGGAUUGAUUCCGAGGAGGGCCAGAAGAUCCUCAAGAAGGCCUUUGACUCUACUUCGCGCUUCGCUAGACUUCAGACCAUCAAGGUCGCCAUCGCUGGUACUUAUCUCUACAUCCGCUUCAAGACCGUCACCGGUGAUGCAAUGGGCAUGAACAUGAUCUCGAAGGGAGUCGAGCACGCUCUAUCGGUCAUGCAGAACGAGUGCGGAUACGAGGACAUGGACAUCAUCUCGGUCUCCGGAAACUACUGUACCGACAAGAAGCCUGCCGCUAUCAACUGGAUCGAUGGACGUGGAAAGAGUGUUGUCGCCGAGGCUGUCAUUCCCGCCGAUAUCUGCAGAAGUGUUCUCAAGUGCGGCGUCGACGAUCUUAUCCACCUCAAUACCGCCAAGAACUACAUUGGAUCUGCCAUGGCUGGAAGUGUGGGAGGGUUCAAUGCCCACGCUGCGAACAUUGUCACCGCCAUCUUCCUCGCUACCGGUCAGGAUCCUGCUCAGAACGUAGAGUCUUCCAACUGUAUCACCGUCAUGAACAAGACCCGCGAAGGCCAUCUCAACAUCUCCGUCUCUAUGCCUUCGAUCGAAGUUGGUACCAUCGGUGGUGGCACCAUUCUCGAGCCCCAAGGCGCAAUGCUCGACAUGCUCGGCGUCCGCGGCGCACACCAAACCAACCCCGGUGACAACGCGCGAAGACUAGCACGAAUCGUUGCCGCCGCCGUUCUGGCCGGUGAGCUCUCUCUCAACUCUGCCCUGGCCGCCGGCCACCUGGUGAAGUCGCACAUGGCCCACAACCGCAGCCAACCGGCUACGCGGACUAGCACUCCUGCUCCCCCGGCAGUCGAGGCGGCGCCCAGAUCGCCGACGGAGAGCAAUCCCGUCGCGAAGGCGCUUGCCGCGUCGCUCGAGAAGCAAAGAGGUAUCGCCAGGUAGUUGUAAUAUCAGAUGAGGGAUGAUAGUUGUGCAUAUUUUAGAGAUUCCUUUUUUUACCUUUUUUCUUGUUCGCUCACAAAACGGUUGGUUGGAUGGAUGGAUGGGA